AUGUUUUAACAACUUAAUAAUACUAUUUAAGCAUGUCGUUUUAAUUUAGUUAUUAAUUAUACUCCUAAAAGAUUGGUGCUUGCUUCUCCUUCUGGAAUUGGCAAUAGUAAUGCUUUGAAAAAGAAAGAGGAAUUUCGAAUAUACAUAGAGCUUUAUAAACAAAGAGAGACUCAUUACUAGAAUAUUAUUUUUUCCAAAGAUUAAGAAAUAUCUAUGAUGAAAUCACACAUUUAGCAAAUAGAGGAAAGAAAAUCCUACAAAUAGUAUCCAAAGUAAUACAAAUGA
Molecule: messenger RNA, 285 nt
Organism: Paramecium tetraurelia
Lineage: Eukaryota; Ciliophora; Oligohymenophorea; Peniculida; Parameciidae
Exons: 1
Source: RefSeq, a predicted model, not a curated record